This is a messenger RNA of Xenopus laevis (African clawed frog), 603 nucleotides long. RefSeq names its product butyrophilin subfamily 3 member A2-like. The transcript has 4 exons. The coding region runs from base 11 to 529 and encodes 172 amino acids. The record is from RefSeq and is a predicted model, not a curated record. NCBI's taxonomy places the organism in Eukaryota, Metazoa, Chordata, Amphibia, Anura, Pipidae.
AUAUAAGUUGAUGAGAGCCAUGGCCAGGCUUAGACUGAACCCUGUCUUGACAUUAAUGGCCAUUUUGGCCACUCUUCAGACUUCAUUUGCAGAUAAAUUGAAGGUUAUCGCCUCCCACACACCAGUUAUUGGCCGCCUGGGUGAUGAUGUAGAUCUGGGUUGUCACCUGGUACCUGCAGUCAGUGCUGAAUUUAUGACAAUCAGGUUUUAUGUGGGAGACCUAUUUGUUAAUGUUUAUGACAAGACACCAGGUGGAUAUUUUAUUCAGAGUGAGAAGUAUAAGGACAGGACGGAGUUACUGACAGAGAACAUCACACGAGGACAAGUCACAAUGAGAAUAAAGAAUAUUCAGGUGUCGGACACAGGGAACUAUAUGUGUGAAUUUGAUCUCGUGGGCUCAGCAACACUGGAGCUAAAGAUGGCCGACAACUCCUGGAAAUCCUGGCAGAUUGUACUAAUAAUCCUUGGGGGCUGCGCUGCUGUUAUUGCCUUGGUUUGGUACAUCUAUAAGCGCAUGAGAGACCCAUAGGGGAGAUUCAGAUUAACUCCUGCCUUGCCAAGUAUUGGAACACUCGACAUAUUCACCAAAAGGAAAUGCAGGUA